Molecule: messenger RNA, 1506 nt
Organism: Eutrema salsugineum
Lineage: Eukaryota; Viridiplantae; Streptophyta; Magnoliopsida; Brassicales; Brassicaceae
Product: F-box protein PP2-A15
Exons: 3
Coding region: 280-1182 (300 amino acids)
Molecular function (GO): protein binding
Source: RefSeq, a predicted model, not a curated record
AAUACCUUUCCCUCACUAUGUCCGUUUCUCGGCUUGUCCAAAGAUUUUUCCGAGAAAAUCACCAGUGAGAUAGAAAGAGAGGCGGAGAGAGCAAUACAUUUAUAGGAAUCUUCAUAAAGAGUAUUGUCUCGCCGCCAUGGCUCUUGAUCGUCAUCGAUUAUCCUUUCAACGCGUAUAAGCGAUUGCGUUUUGCGAUAUACCGUAGGGAGCUGUGUUGUGUUGUGUAGUUGGGUCAACUAUUAGGACGAGCAAGGUUUGAAUAGAGAGAGAGAGAGAGGUAUGGGUUCGUCCUUGUCGAAUCUCAACGACGGGACGAAUGGUUUGGCUAUGGGACCUAGCCUCGGCGAUAUACCGGAGAGCUGCGUCGCCUCCGUCUUUAUGUACCUGACGCCGCCGGAGAUUUGCAAUCUGGCUGGCCUGAAUCGUUCAUUUCGCGGCGCGGCUUCGUCGGAUUCUGUGUGGGAGAAGAAGCUCCCGCCGAAUUACCAGGAUCUGCUUGAUUUAUUGCCGCCGGAGAGGUAUCAUGGUCUCUCGAAGAAAGAUAUUUUCGCUCUGCUCUCUCGUCCAAUCCCUUUUGACGAUGAUAACAAGGAACUAUGGAUUGAGAAAGUUACAGGACGGGUUUGUAUGGCAAUUUCGGCCAGAAGAAUGGUUAUAACUGGGAUUGAAGACCGUAGAUAUUGGAACUGGAUGCCAACGGAAGAAUCUAGAUUCCAUGUUGUAGCCUACCUGCAGCAGAUUUGGUGGUUCGAAGUUGAUGGAACAGUAAGAUUCCAUCUCCCACCUGGUAUAUACUCUCUAUCCUUCAGAAUCCAUCUAGGGAGAUUCACGAAAAGGCUGGGGAGACGCGUGUGCCACUUCGAUCACACUCACGGUUGGGAUGUAAAGCCUGUAACAUUUUCGCUCUCGACUUCUGAUGGUCAAGCAGCAUCAUGUGAAUAUUACUUGGAGGAUGUUGAGAGAGAAGAAGCACUCGGGCAACACAAGCGCGGUUGCUGGAUCGAGUAUAGGGUCGGAGAAUUCAUAGUGACUGGUUCAGAACCAACGACUGAGAUCCAAUGGUCCAUGAAACAGAUUGACUGCACGCACUCGAAAGGCGGGCUAUGUGUUGAUUCGGUCUUCAUAAACCCUAUUGGUGAUUUGAAAGAUUACAGAAAGAAGGCUUUUGUGAAACAAGCUUGAAGAACAAAGGUCACACCAACAACCUUUUGAUUGUUUGAAGGUAAUGAUGACUGAUGUUAAUUUUCUUAGUACUUUUGUCGUCGUUUUUUUUGAUAUUUCCCGAAAUUAGGGUACAUCGUGUCGACGACACGGUAAAUUUCAUUUUAUUGUUGUGCAUUUCAUCGAGUUUUUCUUUUGUUUUAUUUUUACUUCAUACUCAUUUUGUUACAUAUUUUAGGUGAGAGAACCCUUUUUGUAUUCCCAUGUUUAUAGGUUGGAUGACCAAGAUUAUCUGUAUGACUCUAUCCAACCAAGAUUAUAUUGAAAUUACAAGUAUUCUGUGUA